AUGACAGAAGGUGCCGUCGACUCCUCUCAGCCGGUUCCUCCUGGACAGCGUGGCCCGAUGAGCCGGCCUCUCUUUGGCUCAGUGUGCCGAGCUCUGCUGGACGGAGACCAGGGAGAGAAGCAGCUCCGACAGACGCCUCCACUGCAGGAGAGCGUCCACGCAGCCGAGGACGGGAGACAUCACCGAGGAAUGGAGGAGAUGCUGACUCAGCUGGUUCUGGGAUGGACCGCCUUGCUCAGUGGCCUCCAGCCGGCGGCUUCCCUCGUCACAACCAAGUUUCCACCCGGCAGGUGGUCGGCUUUGAAAUGUGACGUCUUCAUCCCUCCUCCUCCGCCCAUGUUUCCUCCGAUCGAAUGGAAAGCAGAGAUCAUGGUUGAUAUAACCGAACAUAUCACAGGACCUAAAGGUGAAAAGGGCUGCAGAGGAACCAGAGGACCAAAGGGUGAACCUGGUGUGACGGGUCCAGAGGGAGAAGCAGGAACACAAGGAAUCAUGGGACAACCAGGACAAAAGGGGGAGAAGGGACUGAGAGGCUGGAGAGGUCUGUAUGGAGACAUAGGAACUCCUGGGAUGAUCAAGGGCAGUAAAGGCUAUAAAGGAUUCAGGGGUGAUAAAGGUAGGAAAGGAACCCGAGGACCCAGGGGAGAGACGAGCCAGAGCGGCGUCGCUGGACGUCCAGGAGAGAAGGGUAACGUGGGCGUGUGGGGCGACCCGGGUCAGAGGGGGGAGCAGGGACCCAGAGGAGGAGCUGGAGGCAGAGGAACAGUGGGGCUGAAAGGUUCUCGUGGUCCUCCGGGAAAACUGGGUCAUCCUGGUGCUGCAGGACGUCCCGGUCUGAGUGGACGACCCGGACGACCCGGACAAGUGUACGUUCUGCCAGGGAGGGAGGGAGACACAGGAGACAGAGGUCCGUCAGACAAAUGUGACUGUUCACAGGUUCAAACCCCAGAGAGACCGUUGGACCGAGUGCAGACGAUUUUUCUUGCAGACGGAGAGAAACAGAUGCGGAGGCUGCGAGGCGAGAACGUGAUGGUGCUGAGGACCGACCGACGAGCUCUGUACAUCUACUCUGAGUCCCAGUGGAUCAACAUACUGGUAACUAACGGAAACAUCAAAUGUAUAUCUUCGUUUAACACAACACUCCUGUUGUGUUAAAAUAAAGCCUUCGAGAAGGUCGUCUUGUGAGUUUCUCCUUUCAGGAAGUAAAAAAAUGCAGGAAACAUGAAUAAAAAUGACAUGAUUGAAAAUGCAAAGUCGUGUUUUAUUGUCACACAUAAUAAAAAUGACAUCUGGGGCCUGAAAGCAGAAUCUGUGAUUUUAGCAAAAAGCAGACGGGUUGUCAGAC
Molecule: messenger RNA, 1345 nt
Organism: Paralichthys olivaceus (Japanese flounder)
Lineage: Eukaryota; Metazoa; Chordata; Actinopteri; Pleuronectiformes; Paralichthyidae
Source: RefSeq, a predicted model, not a curated record